Coffea eugenioides is the source of this 363-nucleotide messenger RNA. Its product is annotated as copper transporter 1-like. The record is from RefSeq and is a predicted model, not a curated record. Gene Ontology annotation, cellular component: plasma membrane. Bases 1 to 363 code for a protein of 120 amino acids. Gene Ontology annotation, biological process: intracellular copper ion homeostasis; copper ion transmembrane transport. Lineage: Eukaryota; Viridiplantae; Streptophyta; Magnoliopsida; Gentianales; Rubiaceae. Gene Ontology annotation, molecular function: copper ion transmembrane transporter activity. The transcript has a single exon.
AUGGAGACACACAUGACACUUUUUCAUGGAGAGAACUGGGAAAGUAUCGUUGUCUACGUACUCCAUUUGCUUGCGGUGUUUGCGAUGUCAAUCCUAGUUGAAUGGCUAUCUCAUACGCGACUUAUAAACUCAGACAAGAACAACAACGUUGUUGCUGGGCUGAUGCAGAGUGGACUGUAUAGCAUCCGGAUAGCUUUGGCCUACUUGGUGAUGCUCAAGGUCAUGUCAUUCGAUGCAGGAGUAUUUGUGGCGGCUGUUGGCGGAUACUCUCUUGGUUUCUUGAUUUUUGGCAGCCUAGUGUUUGAUGAAUCGGGCACGGCACCAUAUCACAAGCCCGCUGAUCUUCCUCCCCUCAACUGCUAA